This is a messenger RNA of Pistacia vera, 2416 nucleotides long. RefSeq lists its product as uncharacterized. Bases 45 to 1736 code for a protein of 563 amino acids. The record is from RefSeq and is a predicted model, not a curated record. The transcript is spliced from 13 exons. Lineage: Eukaryota; Viridiplantae; Streptophyta; Magnoliopsida; Sapindales; Anacardiaceae.
ACAAUUCGCAUUCAUUACAACCAUCUUCAAGCAAACCAAAACAUAUGGUGAAGAAAGCAUGGAGGAUAAUACCAAAACCAUUACUCGAAACCAUCUUAAACAAUCAUGCUCAACAUCACCGCGUUCCUCAACCUCUCAUCCUCCACGGCCCUCGUGGCGUCGGCAAAACCACAAUAUUUCUUGAACGGCUGCUUAAAGAUUGGAACAAAGGACCUCAUCUCACAGGCUACAUAGACUUCGCUGAAUCAAUCAAAGAUCACCAUCCCCAGUACAACCAGUCUUUCCCUUGGUCCUCUUGGUCAAACUGUGAUCCACCCUCUUUAUCAAACUGUAAAACCCAGCUCGAGACAUGCCUCGAAUCAAUGGCGCAUAAGGGUAUCAAAUUGGGCACCAUUAGUUCUCACCAAAUAUUCUCCACUCUCAACAAGUGGCACGGACUCAAUACUGCCCUUCGGAGGAUACUUCAUAGUAAAAGCAAAAGUGUGAAAAAUGUGGUUUCUGAUAAGGUUUCAGGGUCUGUAUUAUGGGAGCGAGCGGUUUUCGCACUAUCUGCUCGAUUAAAUGCCGAAGAGAUUGAUGGACUUUUGGAGUUGAGAGAGAAGAGUAAGAGUUUGUCGGUUGAAGAGGAGGCAUAUUUUAGAGAGGCGCUUGUGGCGUUGAAAUUGGCUAAGGAGGUGAUAAAGAUGCAGCAAGAGUGGAGAGCUAAUGCUAUUGCUCAUUUGAAUAGAAGUGGUGGCUUUUCGAGGUCUUUGGCCAAUUCUUGUACUGAUUGGCCUUAUUUGUUGAUCGAGUUAUUAUCACAAGCUGCGGAGACUGAUCAUUUUCAGCCAAAGCUGGUUAUAAACAAUAUUGACGUGCUUCGGAAUGCAAUUUUAACGGAUGAUUCAACAGUCUGUGCAUCAAUGUAUCAUGACAGUCUGAUAUGGAGAAUAAUUGCCUUGGGUGUGAAUGAGCGUUGCUUCCCUGUCAUACUUGUUACUUCAGAUAGCUACUAUUCGUACAAGGCCUACUUGGAUUUUGGAUUUGUGGACAUAUUCAUUUCUCGUGAGACAUUUGGGUGGACUUCACAGGAAGCUAAAAUGCACAUGGUUACAGAUUACUUCAGCCAGUCAGAGUGGACCAUGAUUAUUGAGGUUCUUGGGCCAAACCCUCGCCAUCUAUUCGAGCUUUAUGCACUCAAGCAAAGCAAUUAUUACCAGAAGGUGAUGGAAGACAAAUCUAGUACAUUUGAGGACAUUGUAGAUGCCUAUUUAGCCUACUUGCAAGUUACUGUGGUGAAUCCUGCCAUGCAUAAAGCUUUGCUGUUCCUCCAAAAGUUUGCUGAUGAUGCAAAAAGUGGAAGAAUUCCAAAAGACAGAUUACGCUUUGGAGCUCCUUGGAGGCAUCCUCCUCAAACAGAUGACACUACUGUGUUGAAGGAGUGGGCUAAGAUUCAACUAAUGGAUUUUGUUCAGUCUCUUGUUCGUGUAGAAUUUGGGAUUAACUAUCUAGCUGACUGUAGCCUUGAGAUCUUGGAUGACCCUGCUGCUGUUGCAAUGUUGGAGGUUGGUUUGCUCUAUGCUCAGAGGGAUCCAUCCUUCAUGCGUCCCAUUUCUAGAGGUAUUCAGAGGUGUCUUGUGAGAUGGCUUGUCCAGGAGCAAAUGCAAUUGAGUUUCUGGAACCUGCUACAGUUUCUCUGGCAGCGCACUAUACGUGGCCGCAGUUAUCGCCAUUUGAUGCUACAGGAUAGAACAUAAGAGCUUACUUUGGCAUAGCCAUGCACAUUCAGUGAGGCAGUUCUCUCUUCAAAGUUACUUGAUUUAGUAAGUUUAUGGAUGUUGUUAUUUGAUGUUUCUAGUGUGGCACAUUAGAUGAUUUCUUUUUUGGUCACUUCAGUAUCAAAUCUUAAGCUUAAUUUACUGCAUUUGAAAUGUUCUUCAAUUUUGCACCAUCACUUGUUCUUGUCGGUUCUAUUGGUUUGAUCACUAAUACUUUUGGCAAUUCUUACAGAAUGCAGACAUUGGUGAAACCUACAAUGGCCGAUUCUUCUAGGAAUGUUGAAGGACUGUAAGGUUGUCCUGACUCCUGGAGCAAACUUAUUUUUGAGUGAUAUAAAGAUCCUACUAACCAAGAUAAUUUUACCAUUCACAGAAGAGUUUUUGGUGUAUAAUAAGGUGAGAGUUAGUGAUUGCCAUUUCCAUGAAAUGAUCAAGGAUCUUAUUUAACGUUAAUUUUUCCCAAGUUAGCCACUUCUUUAACACUAAUCAUUUCAAUCCACUCUAUCAAAGAAGAUAUAGAUGGUAUAGACUAUAGAAGCAUGUACUUCUCACGGAAAUGUAUCAUGUCAUUCUUGUAUCUCCACGAAGUAAAAUAUUCAGAUGUGGUCUUGGCUUAGGGCCCUCAUAUGUAUAUUACUAAAAUAAUAUUAAAAUAAAAA